AUGUCCAUUCCGACGAUGCCUAUUAAUGUUACAAGGCCCACCAGAUACGAGCUUGUCGAGAAAAUACGGCAACACUUCUGGGACAGAUGGCACCGGGAACAUGUCACCAAGUACAUUCAGAACUGCAGGAACGCACUAAGUGGUGUACUCUACAGCGGGAACGCGCAUGUGGAUAUGUGGGACCAUAUGCGAGUUCCUCAAGGAAUAUACUAUGCCGCCUCUUCUGUGUCCAUUUGGGCGCGCGAGCCAACUGUAACCAGGAAUAGACGGCGU
Molecule: messenger RNA, 273 nt
Organism: Iphiclides podalirius (scarce swallowtail)
Lineage: Eukaryota; Metazoa; Arthropoda; Insecta; Lepidoptera; Papilionidae
Source: the annotation of a GenBank genome assembly